AUAAAAAUCUAAAAUAUUUAUCUAUAAAUGUAAUAUUAUUUAUACAAGAAGAAAGUUUUAAAAAUUCUAAAGUUGACAGCUACUCAAGUAAACCAAGUUUCAGUGCGCAAACACCAAUCCUCCAAGGGAACUCACGACCAACAGCUGCCCAUCUGAACACCCAUUAAGAGUCCCAAUUGCAAGAAGGCGCUGUUGUGGCUGUUAUACUCUAUGUUAAAUGAUUAAUAUUUUAGCAAUUUCCUUGAAGGUGAUUUUACCUUUUCUCGUUUUGGCCAUACCAGGCGUUGGCAACCUGCGGCUCCGAAGCCACAUGCGGCUCUUUGAGGACUGCUUCGUGGCGUUUUGUUCGAGACAAUCUUGUAAUUCACCGAAUUCGAAAAAAAUGCCUCCUGUUAUUUUGCUUGUCAAUCCCUGGGCUUUCCUAUAAAAAAAAUAAUGGCUUGCUUUUUUUGCAAUGUGUAUAAUAUGGUGUCUAAGCAUUAGACACGUUCAUUGACAUUAUAGGUGGAUAAGAGGCCAUUCCAGCAUUAGAUGUACAGUGGUUCAACGGAGAGUGAUGACCCCUGGACUAGCAAUCAAAGCAUGUGAUUAUUAGAUUCUAUUAUAAUACCGCAUAUAAUUUGCAUAGUGUCUCACUGCUCAAAUCAGUAUGGGGGCGGUACACACCUCCAUUGGUGGAGUCACGUGAGAAAUUCCACUUUCUUUUGGUUGUCAGAGUCUCCAUACGACUGCAUACUUGUACAUGUACACUGUAUUGGAGGUUGCAUACCUGAUACCUGAUUUUGUAUAUCAUUCUGCUGACUCGCCCAUACUGUGGACAUCUGUGAAAAAGAGCUUCAUAGCUAAUCGGAUUCCUUCUGCAGUCUAAAUAAAGAUUCUGAUUAUAAAUUGACCGUAUGCCAAACAUGCUUUGUAGCACUUGGGCAAUAAUUGUCCCUCUCUCUUUCAGAACCAAAACAUUCAAGAAAAAAGCAAUCUCAUUCUGCCAAAGCCGGGUGCUGAAGAAUGGCUUUGGUCAAGCAAACGUUUGGUAGACUCCUGCUUGGGAUAUGGAGACCAUCUGCCUUCACUCAGCGCCUUAGGGAGUUUUCUCUCGGACCAACAAGCUUGGUUAAGUCGCAUGCUUCACCGGUGCCACAGAAGGUCGAUCGGUGGACUGAGAAGCGGGCGUUGUUCGGCAUCUAUGACAACGUUGGCAUCCUCGGAGACUUCAAGAUGCACCCGAAGGAGCUGAUCAGCGGACCCGCGUGGCUGCGCGGCUGGAGGGGCAAUGAGCUGCAGCGCUGCAUCCGCCGGAUGAGAUGGGUCGGCAGCCGCAUGUUCGAGGAGGAUAAGCACAACCUGAAGAAGCGCAUUCGCUUCCUGUACAAGCGCUUCAACCGCUACGGCAAGCACCGCUGAGGACGACGCUGCUGGGUGUUGUGCUGUCGUCUGUUGGUUCGCCGCCUCGUUCGACAGUCGCCUGACAGUGGGAGUGUGCGUUUUUUGUGAGCGGCGAUCCGAAGGGAUUAUUCAGCUACAGCGCGUUGGGAUAUUUUUUCUGUCUCUGUAAAUAGGUGCGUUAACGCGCUCUGCGUUGACAUUAUAACCGAGCUUUGUGAAAUGAAACAAUUUGCCGUACCGUCCUGCUCGCGUGGUUAUACUGGACGCUCGGAGAUGAUUCAUUUGUGGGUUUGAUUUUAGAUUGUUUAAUGCAAGGAUUAUACAUUCGCAACUUUUCAUGCCUUGAUUGGCUUCAGUUGCGUUCGUUGUCCGUGGUAGGAAUUGUACAGUGAUCGAGUAUCAGCAUCGUAUGUGCCAUUCCCACUGAAUUAGGCACGAUGUAAAUGUUGAAUGCAGUCCAAUUCAAUUUGGUAUAUAUAAUGAACAUUCAAAACAGAUGGUCACUUGAAUUAAAAUCUCAAAUGAAAAUGGCUCUUGUGGCUGCAUACCUAGGCUUUGUGUGACAGAAUGUCCAAAGCAAGUUUUGAAGUGUAAUUAAUUACAUUUAUUUUCUUGUUCUUGUCAGGAACACGUUAUUGAUGUUGCUUCUGGACGUUCUUAGUACAGUGUUACUUCAGCGAUAUCUCUUGAUUGCUCCUGAUUUAACUUUGUUAAUGGAGCUUUGAACUCAUUGAACACAGCCUAGGUAAUUGUUUGCAAAAUGUAGCGCUUCUUACAUUUGACGUUGCAUUCAUCUUUACUGCCCUCGCAUUUGAAUGUGGCAUACGUGCAGUAAUAAGAUUAUGUUGGUCAAAGGCAUGAUUUAACCUCCCUCCCUGAGUGUUGGUGAAGUAACUGAUGUCAAGGGUUAACAUUGAAUGCGAAUUUCGAAAAAAAGGAGUUUAUAAAGGAAACAAUAAAAUGAUAAAUCCCUCGACAUUUAGUUGCCCGUGAAAUACCGACGCAGCUCUUGUCAAGCAGGCCGUUAUGUGGUAAUGGACUCGCCCUGUUCUAACAUGUCUUUGUCACCGUCUGAUUAUUUUCAUACGAACAGAAUACGUGUAUAUUUGCAUUCUUUAACUUGCAACUUUCACUUUUUUUAAAGGUGAACUUGGGGUUUAAAUUUGUCAGCCUGAUGGUAAACAAGACGUAUAAACAACGAUUAUUUAUUUUGUCAGGGUUCAUAUUUGGGCGAAACUUCCUUUAGUACUCCCUCGUAAUGCAACCUAGCCGAAGAUGUAACUUUUGAUGAGUUAAUGCUCUCUGUUAUAUAUACUGUAUGCAGUCCACGUACAUUUUCAUAUGACUGUAAUGCAUAUAUUUCAUGCAUAUGAAAAAUAAACUGACGAUUGACAUUUUUUCGACAGCACGGUUUAAACUUCAUUUCAGUUAACAUCAGCCCACAUCUUCUUGGUUCUUUCGGUAAAGUCACAUAGAAGGGAAAUAAUACAAAUAAAACAUAAUAAAAUAAAAAUUAUCACGACGUUUCGGCCACAACACAAGCAGCCGUCCUGUCUUUCCGACAGCUCUGUUUCUUCACCUCAGGACGUCUGCUUGUGUUGUGGCUGAAACGUCGUGAGAAUAUUUAUUUUGUUAUGUUUUAUUUGUAUUAUUUUAUAAUUUCCCUUCUACGUGACUUUACCGAAAGAACCAAGAAGAUGAAUCCCUGCAGUCACGAAAGCUUUAAAUCAAAAUCAGCCCACAUGCUUAACAUUCCCGUAAAAAAUAAUAUCUCAGAGUUGUUGGAAUUUGAAACACGAAUGCAUUUUUUUACAUGGCAUAUAUGUGUAAAUACUUGAUAAUGUGCAACACUGCCAUUUUUUAUUAUUAUUAAUUGGCUUAUUUCGGGAAUGUUUUGGGAAAAGGACUCCAUCUGGUCACUGUUUGCCAUCCGUGGCAUGCAACAAUUUCCAAUCAACAGUUUAUUUUUAGCGAGUGAGUUGGCCGCUUUUUCAUGUCACUGGAAUGUGAAUCAGUCGUGGCAUGACAACAUGUGAGUAAACAUCUUGUUUUAUUAAACAGUGUGGCUCUUGAAGCACGUGCAUCGUUCCAAUUUUUUAAUUAAAAAACAAUGUAUUAUUGUUCCUUUCACAGUCCAUAUGUGCUCCUGCGCUGCAGCAUUGAUAACGCCCCAAAUGUCUUUCGCACACUCUCAUUUGCAUUCCUCGCCAGCUUGCAGCCUCGCAUCCGGCAAGAUGGAUCGCUGUCCUAAAUGCAGCCGUAUAAUCGAGUGGUCAGCAAUACUGACCACUCAACCAGAGACCGCUCGGCCAGUUUACUUGAGUUUUACGGUUCAAACGGUGCCCCUGCUCGGACAUGCAUGGUUGCGUUAACAAAAUCGCGCUGUCUGCUGCCACGUGAACGCCCACGUUCUUAUCUGCAAGACUAUAACGUUGUCUCCUGCUGUCUUGACAAAUCCUAAAGUAAAAUAACUACGAGUUCUGUAAAUUAAAGAACAAAUCAGUUUUCUGUG
Molecule: messenger RNA, 3895 nt
Organism: Lethenteron reissneri (Far Eastern brook lamprey)
Lineage: Eukaryota; Metazoa; Chordata; Hyperoartia; Petromyzontiformes; Petromyzontidae
Gene: MRPL51
Product: mitochondrial ribosomal protein L51
Biological process (GO): translation
Cellular component (GO): mitochondrial large ribosomal subunit
Molecular function (GO): structural constituent of ribosome
Source: RefSeq, a predicted model, not a curated record